UAUGGCCGCCUACUCUUCCAUAUCUCUAGUUUGCUUUAGCGCCAUUUUAAUUUACAUUCUGGAUUCGCGGCUGAGAGUGAGAGAGGACCUAUUUAAGCAUAUACUGCUAUAUUAUUCAUCACCGGCCAUUCCUUACCAUUUCUUCUCCCUCUGCAUGGUCAGUGCUCACAAACGACCAAUCCCCCAAACGCAGCAACACCAAGCAAAAGCAAAAGCUAUAGUCCUUCACUAGCUUAGCUAGCCAAGAAUCGGGAGCUUAGCUGAAACCUGCUGCUGCAUUGGAGAAGAUCGAAUAUGGCUGGCCUCGGGUUCGACGAGACCGAGCUCCGGCUCGGCCUUCCCGGCGCCGGCGAGCUGGCAGCGAGGAGCUCCGGCAAGAGGGGCUUCGCCGAGACCAUCGACCUCAAGCUCAAGCUGCAGCCGGCGGCGCCUGCUGCCGUCUCUGGGGAAGAGGGUGCUCAGGAGGACAAGGAAGAUGCCGACGCGGCGGCGGCGGCCGCCGACGAGAAGAUGUCGAUGAAGAGGUCGGCGAGCCAGAGCAGCGUGGUCACCGCGGAGCCCGAUCCCGACAAGCCGCGCGCGCCCAAGGCGCAGGUGGUGGGGUGGCCGCCGGUCCGGUCGUUCAGGAAGAACGUGCUCGCCGAGAAAUGCAAGGCGGCGGCGCUGGUGAAGGUGAGCAUGGACGGCGCGCCGUACCUGAGGAAGAUCGACGUCGCCAUGUACAAGAGCUACCCGGAGUUGUCCAUGGCGUUCCAGAACAUGUUCACCUCCUUCACCAUCGGCAAGUGUGGGUCCCAUCAGCAGCUGAAGGAGAGCAAUAAGCUGAGAGAUGACCUGGAGUACGUGCCGACGUACGAGGACAAGGACGGCGACUGGAUGCUCGUCGGCGACGUCCCGUGGGAGAUGUUCGUCGAGUCGUGCAAACGCCUCCGAAUCAUGAAAGGGUCUGAAGCCAUUGGCCUUGCACCAAGGGCAGUGGAGAAAUGCAAGAGCUGAAGCUGAUCAAGGAGAAUUAAUUAGCGCCGCAUCCAGAUUUAUUAAUUUUCACGGAUAUUAUAUUAUAUUAUAUUAUAUUAUAUUAUAUUAUAUUGCAUGCAUGCUUUGCUCCUCCCUGUAUUAUACUAGUAUCAAGUAAUUAGUUUACUGUAAUUCAGUGUCAGUUAAGCCUGUGUCAUCUCAGUUUUUCUAAGGGAUUUUGAUGUAUUUACAUGUGGGUUAGCUCCAUCUUGUUAUGCUCAUGGAGUAUAUAUAUACGUAACAACAAUGUCAUCCUUACGUCACCCUUUUCCUCUCUGUUUUUUUUUUCUGUUCCUUUUUUUUUUUUGCGGGAAAUGCGGUUGGUGAUUACCUGUUCUUCUGCAGGGAUCCUGCAGCUUGUCUAACACUAGUACAGCAGUGCUCAAUUAUCGUGGCCA
Oryza sativa Japonica Group (Japanese rice) is the source of this 1415-nucleotide messenger RNA. The record is from RefSeq and is a predicted model, not a curated record. Lineage: Eukaryota; Viridiplantae; Streptophyta; Magnoliopsida; Poales; Poaceae.